UGGUAAACAAGAUCCCGCUAGUCUGUUGAGGCAUUCCCCCCAUUACACUAGAACUUGUCUCUAAACAAUGUCUCGAUUUACAUUAAUAAUUGUUCUGCAUGCAAUUUAGACGGAGAAGUUAAUCAGCCAAGUUAUUCCUCUCUCUCUGGCAAACAUAAAAGAACUAAUGAAGACGGAUUUAUGGGCGGUGUGCGAUUAUGAAGCAAUAAGCGGAGCCAGUGAAGCUCAGCUGACAGAUGCGCUGGACAAACACAACACCACCACCACAGGGAGCGAGCACUCAGGAGUCAAGGAUAAUGGACAGGUGGCCCAGUCUUGGCCGAAGAUACCCUCCAAUGAGCAUAUUAAAAAAGUGAUUGCUUCGCUGAAGCCAGUGGUGAGAGACUUCAAAGACCAUUGCUCCCUCCUCAAGGCCUGGAUCCGACUGCUCAGUCCCAAGAUAGAGGACGGAAACAACUCGGGAGUGUCAGUCCAGCAAAGUGUGCUCGCUAUUGUGAUCAAAUGCGAGAGCCGAGUGGAGUCGUUCGAAAAUGAUAUGACCGACUAUUUUGCGAGAAGAGCCAAAUUGGUGUCUAAAGUCACAAAGUAUCCUCAUAUUAGUGACUAUGUAGAAGCAGUGAAAGAAACAGACGAGACCAGUUUCGCCAGGUUGACUAGAUACAUAACGACUGAGAUCCUCCAUGCCCAAGCAAGAAUGCUCGACUGCGUAGUGAAAAACUACGCAAAGAUUGUUCGUCCCAGAAGUGUGGAGGACAACCACAGUCGCAUGUACUAGACUGACUAAAUAAGAUGAAACAAUUUUCUGACAACUCUGGAAUGUCACAUACAGCCCUGUACAGUACCAGAAACCAAGACAGUAACAACUAGUUAGAAUGGAGUAGAAAACCAACCAAGUUUCUCCAACCAAGAAAGUACUCCUUGAAAAGUGGCAGUCUUGUACAGAGUCAGUUAAUAUGAUCGACCGUGUAUAUAUGUGAGACACUAGUAAGGUCGGAAGCAAAUGAGCGUAAAUGCAGGACUUUUU
Messenger RNA from Symsagittifera roscoffensis, 1024 nucleotides. Its product is annotated as proteasome activator complex subunit 3-like. Gene Ontology annotation, molecular function: endopeptidase activator activity. The record is from RefSeq and is a predicted model, not a curated record. NCBI's taxonomy places the organism in Eukaryota, Metazoa, Xenacoelomorpha, Acoela, Convolutidae. The transcript has 6 exons. Gene Ontology annotation, cellular component: cytoplasm; nucleoplasm; proteasome activator complex. Bases 167 to 775 code for a protein of 202 amino acids. Gene Ontology annotation, biological process: regulation of G1/S transition of mitotic cell cycle; regulation of proteasomal protein catabolic process; positive regulation of endopeptidase activity.